Messenger RNA from Notothenia coriiceps (black rockcod), 3877 nucleotides. Its product is annotated as centrosomal protein of 152 kDa-like. The transcript has 13 exons. Gene Ontology annotation, biological process: centriole replication. NCBI's taxonomy places the organism in Eukaryota, Metazoa, Chordata, Actinopteri, Perciformes, Nototheniidae. The coding region runs from base 1 to 2688 and encodes 895 amino acids. The record is from RefSeq and is a predicted model, not a curated record. Gene Ontology annotation, cellular component: centrosome.
AUGCCCCAUAAGUCUGAGGAGAACGAGAUCCCGUCCUCGGUCUACCUGAAGGAUCCCCCCCCAUUCCCUCGGGAUGAGAUCCUGGAGGAGGGGGAGGAGCUAACGGAGGGCGUUGUCGACGGUAACCGCGUCCAGGAGAGCGGGCUCUCCACCAUCGACCUAUCAUCUGACGAGGACGAGGGGCUGGAGGCGGAGCUAGAAGAGGAAGAGGAGGCGUGGCCUCAAGAUCUGGAGAACAUGGAGAAAUCCAGAGCAGAGAAAAUGAAGAGAUCCAGCCUCAAGAAGGGCAGGAUAGCGUGUGCUAACGUCCUCAGUGAUCUCUACGCCAUGGGCAUCACAGAGUGUGACAACAUGCUGAUGCUGCUGAGUGUCAGCCAGAAGAUGAAUGAAAAGAGACGGAAGUGCCAGCGCGUGCUGAGAGUCACUGCAGGAGGGAGCCGGACUCCAGGCUCAGUGCCCCAGAGACAGCCAGCUGCUCCUGGAGGGGCUGGAGGGAGAGGGCCAACGCAAAGGCUGUGGAGGAAGCCAGGAAAACCAGCCCAGGGGAGGAGCCUGCACGAGGAACAUACUGGGCGACAUGGCCAACCAGAAUAUCGAGCCGCUCUCCAAACAGAAGGGAGAAAUGCGGAAGUGCUGCAGGAAGAACGCACAGGACAACAGGUUUCCCAGGCAGAGGAGAAGUGGAAUAAGAAGCACAAGAGCCAGCUGGAGAAGCAGAGACUGGAGGAGCUCCAAGAGGAGGUGGCAGCGCUGCAGAGUCAGGUGGAGCAGGGGAGGAGGGAGCAUGCGGCGCUGCUGAAGGCUGAGCUGGCUGCAGCCCGAGCAGCCUGGAGCCGAGACAAACAACAGGAGAUCUCUGUGACCCUGGCCCGCAGUGAGCAGGCGUACCAGAGAAAGCUGGAGCAGGCUGUGCAGCAGGCCGGAGGGGAGGCGGCGCUGCACAGAGAGGAGCUGCUCCUGCAGGUGGAGGCCAAGCUACAGCAGACUGUGAGGGCCCGGGAGGAGGAGUGGAAAUGUCGGCAUGCAGAGGAGGUGCAGGUCCAGAGGCAGCAGGCGAGAGAUGAAUUAAUGACAGAACUUCAGAUGGCUCUGUCAGAGGUCCAGGCACAACUUCUCAGGGAUCCCAGAACAAAUCAGCCCCACACUGAAGACCCCAGGAGGAGCAGCGGGGACACAUCAGAGCUCACAGUCACACACAUCAUCCAAACCGCCUGCAGAGACGUAGUCAACAGAGCAGUGUCUCAAGCCAAGAAGCAAUGGACCAAAAUAAGUGAGGAGAGACUGAGCCUUGUGUUAAAAGAAACACAGGAGCAUCAUGAGAGAGAAAUAGACCAAAUGCAGAGCUCUGUGUCCCAGAGGAAGGAGCCGGCCCGCUGCAGGAAGGAGUGCGCUGAGACUUUAGGAAAGCUGCAGAAGAAGAACCAGGAGCUGCAGAGACACUUAGAGAAAGCCUGUCGUCAGCUGCAGCACAGCGUCCGGGAGCACAACUCUGCCAUGCAGCAUCUCAAAGAUGAGCAUGAAAGCAGCUUGAAAACCAUGAAGGAGGAACAUCUGCAGCAGCUGGAGGAGGUGAAGAGAGCAGAAGAAUCCUCAGGGAGUUCUGAUCACCAACAAAAUACACAAGGCCUGGAAGAGCUGAAGCAGCAAUACGUGACGACUGUAGAAAAGAUCAGAGGAGACAUGCUGCGUUACCUCCAGGAGAGUCGAGAGCGAGCAGCAGAGAUGAUCCACGUGGAGGUGCAGAGGGAGAGGCAGGACACCGCCAGGAAGAUGCGGCGCUAUUAUCUGACCUGUCUGCAGGAGUUACUGGAGGACGGGGGAAAGGAUACAGGGGCUGAGAAGAAAAUAAUGAAUGCUGCUAGCAAGCUGGCAGCCAUGGCUAAAGUACUGGAGACGCCCGUCAGAAUGAAAUCAUCAAAGAACUACAGCUUACAAAGCAGAAAUGCAGGUUUCAGUAAGAACCCUCUGACUCUCACUGAGCUCCCUGACGUCAGGCCAGAGGGGAGAUCGCACAGGGAAAAGGCUUCAGAGCAGAAACAAGUCUCCACAGCGAGGACGAAACCUUCGAGUCACAAAGACCUUCCUGCCACUGAGAAGGAGGCAGCGGCAGUAGAUGCAAGACUGAAAACUGCUGGUAACGCACAUCUCCGCUCUUACAAACCUUCACAUCAGACGAAUUCAUGCCAGGGGGAUUUUGUCGAUGCGUCUGUGAGGAGUAAAAACAGGGAGCUAUGCCUGCAGGGAGUCAACCGCCUUGACUCAGAGCGACAGAGCCAACCGCUCCUCAUCCAGGAGGUUCCUGUCAGAGACGAGAGGAGGACGGACUGGAGCAUGAGCAGCAGUGACUCGGACGCAGGCUUCCAGGCCUCCACACUCUCUUACUCAGGGAGGAAAGUGGAGCAGGUGAAGCCUUUUUCUGUCUCUGCUGCGUCAGCCGGUCACCUGGGAGAGUUUGGAGGACUCACCCCGAACGUUUCUGACCUGACUGUCUAUAACGAAAUGGCCAAAAAGACACCUCACACCCAGACUUUGAGCGUUAAGCAUGCAAAGCUCAGCACACACCGGGAGCCCACGCCUGGCUCAGAGGGCGAGGAGCAGCGGGGGGGCCGUCCCCGGCCUCAGUUCUCUGAGCUGAGACAACGGCAGCAGGACAGCGGCUUCGACAGUCCGUUCUACCAGCAGAAAUGACAAAGUGAGGGCAGGUGUGAAGUGAAGUAGGCAGAUCAGUAAACUUACAUUAACGUGCCUUUUUUUAAAUUAAGUGUUUAACAUUUACUCGAUGUAGAACCGUUGCCUUCAUGGAUGUUUGCAGUGUGUUUCUUUGUGUUGCUUUAACAUUGUUAACAGAAUAGUUUGACAUUUAGGAAAUUGGCUUAUUUGUUUUCUUGGCAAGAGAGAUUGAUACUCUCAGACACUCAGUCUUGAGUUCGCAAAAUAUAAACCUGCAGCCGUACCUAAGUUUAGCGUACAAACUGGAAAUGAGGUGGGAAAUCAAAUCCAAUUGGGUUUUCCAAAGUUCGCUAAAACAACCCACCAGAACAGAAUGUUUGUUUACAAAACAAUGUAGAAUAUAGUUGAGUAGAAUAACAAAUUGUAAUGUUAUGGGGGCUUAUGUGAUGAUAUAGUUCCAGUAAUACUGUGAGUUAACCAAACAAGAAAUAUUUAACAAAUGAAAUAUAAUUUUACACAAGAAAUAAGGUUCAGAGAGACACAGGCUAGUUUUCUCCACAUGUGUUCAGCUUUUGUGCUACGCUAAGCUAACUUUACAGACAUGAUAGUGGUUUCAAUCUUGAUUUACCUCUCAACAAGAAAGCAAGUUAGCGUUCAAAAAUGAACUUUUUCUUUAAUGCAGAAAUUGUUCCAGUGUUUCCAAAGAAACAACUUCUAUGUCCUGGUCCAGAUAAUCUCAGAAAAUACAUAACACUCCUUUUUAAACAAAACCAAAUAUUUGUUUUGUGAUUUGUUUAUUAGAUCUCGAAUACGCCUGUUGAACAUUUCAGUGUAGCUUUAAAGCUGCAGGUGUUUGAUCGCAAUGUCAGUGAGGCACUCCGCAGUAAAUAAGUUACUUAGAAGUGAACCUUUCAUAAAGUAUACGUGUAUUUUUUUUAAAGCAUUAUAGGUCAAACGCUGUCCACACUGUAAUAUUUAACUUGUGAUACCUUGAAGACUGAUACUGGCAGGUCACUGCACCCUGUACUGUAGACUGCCAGAGAGAACUAGAUUAAGUGUUCUGCCCCUCCGUCGUUAUGUCUGUUUUUAUAUUUUCAUAUAUUUUAUAUAACGUUAAUGAGAUAUGCUGUGCGUAGAUCAUAAAUGUUUUUUUUUUUAUAAAUGUAUUUAAUUUGUUUUAAUAAAUAUUAUCAUAUGCUUGCAAAUU